CCCCUCGCCCCCGGCGGUGACGCGCACCCCGUGCCCGCGCCUGCGCGGAGCGCAGCGGCGUGAUGGCGGUGCCGGGCGGAGGUGCGAAGGACGACACAUUCAACGUGCUGGACCUGGCGGAGUACACCAAGAACCGGCCCUGGUGGCGCAAGAUCUUCGCCCCCAACUCGGGGUCGAGCGCUGAGAAAUACAAUGUGGCCACGCAACUGGUGAUCGGAGGGGUCACGGGAUGGUGUACUGGAUUCAUCUUCCAGAAAGUUGGAAAGCUGGCAGCGACAGCAGUGGGAGGUGGCUUUUUCCUACUUCAGAUUGCAAACCACACAGGAUACAUUAAAGUGGAUUGGAAUUUAGUACAACGGGACAUGAACAAAGCCAAGCAACAGCUGAAGUUUCACAGCAGUGGUAAUAAAAUGCCUCCAGAAGUGAAAAGCAGAGUGGAUGAGGUGGUCAUAUUUCUGAAGAAGAAUGUUAUCCUGACUGGAGGGUUUGCUGGAGGAUUCCUGCUUGGAAUGGCAUCCUAGAAGCUGCAUUCUCCUCUCAUGCCCAGCCUCCCCUCCCCUCUUCCUCUGCUGUUAUCUCUCACUUAGAAGUGAAAGGAUGUUGCCAACAGACUCAGUCCCAUCUGCUCACAGGUUCCAGCCCUUAUUUCUUAGAACGCUGCUUCUGAUUUCCAACUUUUUCUUCUGUCUGGGCUGUUAGUGGGCUGGGGUUGGUCUGAAAGCUUACAACUCCCAGUGUACCAUUAUGAUUUCCCAACAAAUAUGCCCAGUCCCAAAUUGUUGGAGUUGGAACUUCAUAAAAAUGUAGUGGCAGAGAAACCUCUUAAAUGUGCUUCUUCCAGGUGCUCAGGACUGUUACAUGUACCUUUGUCUGCCAGUAUAUGUGUACAACAGCUGUCAGCUCUUCACCACUGUUUAGCUUUCAGUAUUCCUGCCCUGGUACCUGGAAAACCUCUGCUUCCCUCGGCACAGAGGUGGUCUUUGCAAUCCAAAUCGUGGUUGACUAUCCUGGGGUGGAUGCAGAAGUGUCAAAGGACAGUGUGAGCUGUGUCCARGAUAAGUGAAUAUGGAUUUUCCUGCCCUCCCCCUGCUGUUGCACUGCACAUAGAUGGCCAUGUGGCUUUCUCUCUGCUGUUAGUCUUCCCCAUACUGGAAUUGCAGCACUGGCCCUGCUGAUGGAAAUGAGCACUGAGGCUGACUCUCCAGGCCCUUUCCUCAUCAUGUGUUCUGAAAGUCACCAAGUCCUGUGCUGCAGAGCCACCRGACUGCUCAGCCUUUGGGGCUCUCUGCUGCUUCCAGCAGGCUUGACCUGGCUGUGUCAGAUGGGGGCAUUUCAGCUAUGCCACUUACUGUAAAUCACCCUGGGCCUCUCACUGGGCUUUCCAUGGCUGCCACGACCUUCUCUGGUCACUUUGGUAUUGGUGAUGCUGUUUGAGCUGUAACCAUGUAAGACAGGACUGUAGACAGGAAAUGCAUUCCUGCUUAGGGUGCACUGUACUGGUCCAGGGUCCCUGUUGCCAGCUCUGCAAUGUGAAAUCUGGAGUGCGAUCCUUUACCUCUCCGUAAAGAGCACAAAUUCCUUUUCCCUGGUCUCUGCAAGCAACUGAAAUGACAAAACUCAUGUGAAAACCAGACUGUGCUUUUGUGAGAGCGGUUCGUUUGCAUACUUCUGCCUCCGUUAUGUUCCUUCCUUCUUUGUGUUUGCCAUUUCCACAAGAAGAGCUGCUUGCUUAAUUCCAUCAGUUGCAGCUCUUCUGCAGGUGAUGAGGCAGCUCAGGUGCAGAGCUCAGCUGUUUCUGGRCAGUCUGAUUCAGUGCAGUUGUGUGCAGCACAAACAAACAUCCCCCAGAGGUAUUCUGUGAGCAUGGAGACUUGCCUGACAGUGUGRUGAUGUCCUCCAGAAGGCAGAGAUAGGAGUUCUUGCCCAGAAUGUGGGGUUUUGUGUGAAAGCUCAUCCUUCAAUGGGAAACGGGGUAGGGAGCAAGACACUCAUGGGUGGUUGGUUUGCAGCAKCUGGGUCGGCAGCUGCACCCCAUUUCCAGUGCUGUGCAACACCUUUGUGAUCUGCUGGAAAUGGGAUUUUCCCCGAGAGCUGCUGACAGAGCUGGAACGGUGGUUCUUCCACCAUAGGGUUUGGAAUGAGCGCUUGCAGUUGUUAAUUUUGUUUCAGCUGUGUUGACUGAAGUGUCAGUGUAGCACCGCAUUGAUUAAACUGAGGUUUUUCUCAGCUUCAGAAUUURAAAAGAGGAUGCAGGUAAUCAAGAGGCAGAAGUUGGUGUCUUUGCUCCUGUCCUGCCAUACAUGGCCAAGGACAAUGAAGGAGCAGCUGGGCUCACAUCCUUUUAAUGGAGGCCUACCUAUAGGCCAUCCUGAAAUGUAGAAGUGAUGGGAUGCAGCACAUAGGUCUUCAAUAAUUGGUGUUUGGCAGCGAACAAACAGAUGAUGGUGGUGGGUUUUGGAGGUUUGGUUUGUUUUUCUGUAGGGUCUGCAGACGUGAAUUUGCAUAAAUUGAUACAUUAGUCUUGCAGGGUAUCUCUUGUUCCUGUAGGACAGCAGCAUUGCUGCUCUUUGGCUGGGUGUGCUGCAGAACACAACUUCUGAGAUGCACUGAUCUCCACAAAGCUUUCUCCAAAGACAAAGCUCAAAGCAAAUCAUUAACAGACUUUAGGGACAUUUUUCAGGCUCAAGUCAGUCACUACUUCUGCCCAGCCGAGGUGGGGUGGGUUCUGCUCAAGUCCCAGUUUGCUGCUACACAGAGAAAUGGCCCAGAGAGGGAGCUAAAAUGCCUCUGUUGCUGCUGGAAGGGAAAAMAAGUAACAGAUUCAUAUCGAGUUUGCUGUAAAUGUAGGCAGGGAAUGGACAAGGACAUCAAGAUGUGGUAAAUCUUUAUUUUGUGCUGGUGUUGGGCUCGUGGCUGGCACUGUCUGAUGCUGUGAGUCCACACUGGAAGCUUUGAUGCUGAAUCAGCCUCUGUGGGGAUGCAUUUUCAUUGCUGCAGGUGCCAAGAUGAGGCRUCCCUUCCCCUCCCCACUCCUGCUCCUUUGAGUCUUCUGACAUCUGUUACACUAUGAGAAGAUUUCAAACACAUUAGGCUUUUAAAGUGGUUUUAUAUAUUGUAUGUAAAUGCUUGUUGAAGUGAUAUUUUAUUAAACAGUUUUGCUUUAAAUACU
Molecule: messenger RNA, 3169 nt
Organism: Malurus melanocephalus (red-backed fairy wren)
Lineage: Eukaryota; Metazoa; Chordata; Aves; Passeriformes; Maluridae
Gene: FUNDC2
Product: FUN14 domain containing 2
Exons: 5
Coding region: 63-521 (152 amino acids)
Biological process (GO): autophagy of mitochondrion
Cellular component (GO): mitochondrial outer membrane
Source: RefSeq, a predicted model, not a curated record